GGAGUGUGUGAGAGCCGCUGCAGCUCUACGGCGCACCGCUGCGCUCAAACCUCCUGCAACAAAAGCACAACACGCGCUCAUCUGCGCUGUCAGUGCGCGCCCGGAUCACGGCACAACCUAACCCUCUGCACGACCGGACCUGGAAGCGGACGCACGCCCGAACGCGCCCGAGCCUCACACGCAGCGCGUUUAUCUGGGUUUGGAUGAAUCGCGGUAUCGUUUUUUAAUCUCGAGUCCAGCGCGCGGAGCAGGAAUGUCCCGGAGGAAACAGAGCAACCCCAAGCAAUUCAAACGAGUGUUUGAAAAUGGGCUUGAGAUGGACUCCGAGGAGACAGAGAAGAAAGAGAUGUUGAAAGAAGAAGACGGGUCUGUGGAGGACGACCCGCUUUACUACUCUGACCCAGAGAACGCCGUCUCUAAGGACGGAGAUCACUUGAGCAACGGUGAAAUGGGUGGAAGUUUAAAGGUGGAGCAACAAGACAGCGACGGACAAGAAGAGAGAGUCCAGCCAAGCCCACUGACAGCAGAAGAAUGGGACGGCCCAAGGGAGCUGAAAAUGGUUGGCGAAGGAGGAGAGAGAAGGAUUUGUUCUUGUCAGGCACUUCUUCUGGGCACCACGUGGGGACCUUUCCCUGGGAAGAUCGAGGUGACCACGGGAGGAAGUGACAAGGUUUCGCUGGGGCUGAACGGAGGUCCUCGCUGGCUGAUGGACAUGAUGUGGGUCAGCGCGGAGGACGGAAAGAGCAACUGCGCCGUGUACAGCAAAGGAGGACAUGUGUGGUGUUCCACAACUAAAAACAUCAUGGAAGGAGAAGAACUUGCAGCCUGUGUGGUGGAUUUGCACUCGCAUCUUCAAACACCAGCCCAAAGUCCCUACGGUCAAGGGAUGUACCCGGCCCGACAGCUGGACGGCAUCCAACUCCUUCCUCAGCAAGCAGCCAUGGCGUCCAUACUGCCCGGCGCUAUCAUCAACAAAGACAUCUUCCCCUGCAAGGCUUGUGGCAUCUGGUUUCGGAGUGAAAGAAACCUCCAGGCCCACCUUAUGUAUUACUGCAGUGGGCGACAAAGGGACCCUGAGAUGGUAGCAGAGAAAAACGCCAAUAUCAGCCAUCAAAUGCUUCGAAAUUGCACAUACCCCCAAUGCAAUAUGAGCUUUGCAGGCUCGCAUGCCUUGGAAAUGCACUUAUCCACACAUAACAGUCUCAAGUCAGAUGAGAUAAACACUGGAAGCAGCUUGAAAUGCACAAUUUGUGACUACACUGCCGAAACCCUUAUGGUACUCCAGCACCACAUCCUCUCCCAUUUAUCCCAAACCGGCCUGAGAUGUGGUCACUGCCAUUUCACAUUUCAAACCCCUAGAGAACUGGUUAAACACCAGGAGCUACAUGGACAUAGCUGCACGGUCAACAAACUCAAAGAAGACAAAGCUGAUAACUCUCCUAGCAGAAUUGCAGGCAGUCCUCAACAAGCCAGAGCUAAUGCAAACACGAAAGACCUUCAGGAAAGCGCAGGACAUCGUGAUGUAAGUCUAAUGUCAGAGCUGGAAAGCACAGAAAGUAGCCAGACAUCCACUAAGGGUGAGGGUAACUCAGGAAACAAGGCUAGUGUUUCAUACUCAAGAGUGAAGUCAGAACCUUCUAGUCCCCGAUUAGCCUCUUCACCCAUUCAACAUCACCUGCCUCCUGCAUUUCCCUUACCCCCCUUCAUACCACAUGUACCGUUCUCACAGGAUAUUACGGUGGGCCCGCAAGCUUCUGAGAUACUGGCCAAAAUGUCAGAGUUGGUCCAUCGUCGGUUACGUCACGGGGGAAAUACUUACCCUCCGGUCAUGUACAGCACACUUGUGCCAAAAGGAGCAACUUGCUUUGAAUGCAAUAUCACCUUCAAUAACCUUGAUAAUUAUUUGGUGCACAAGAAGCACUACUGCAACAGUCGCUGGGAAAACACACACAAGCCACAUGACUUCCCUGGACUUCUGGAUAAACCAGCAGGCACUGUAAGCCCAAAAAUCGGAGCUAGUUUAGCUGUUAUGCUAAAUGCCUGCCAUCCCUCUGAAGUGAAAGGGCAUGAGCCAAACCCCUGCAAUUCUAUCGCAGGUGGAAAAGUAACUGAUGAACUGUCGGUGCAAGUUAAAAAAGCGUCAACUCCAUCUGGUGCGCAGGAGAGGCCGAAUGGUACACAGCUGGAUUUACAAAGCCAGAAAAUGCCAACCACCGAAACUGACCCCAACCACACAACAUGCGAUGCCUGCAAGAUCACCUUUAGUCGACAUGAGACCUACAUGGUGCACAAGCAGUAUUAUUGUGCCACUCGGCAUGAUCCUCAAGUGAAACGAGCAAACAAUAAAGGAGCAGCCAAUCAGAAGGCAGUGCGCCCCCGUAAAAGAAGAAAGGCAUAUGAGCUGGCCACUCCUGAACAAGAACAAAUGCCUCCCAUGGGUAUGCCAUCAUUUCUUGGUAUGCCCACUAUAGGAGGUCCAUACAUGUCAAAGGACACACUGGAUAGCUUCAGGGACCAUCAGAGAUACAGCAUGAUCCAGGGGUUAGUACCUAAAUAUCCAGAAGCUUCAUUGACAGUUUCAAAAUCAGCUCUUGUGUCAAAAUGUAAUACAAUCUCUAAGGAAGAGGGCGAUGUACCUAUAGAUCUCAGUAAAAAAUGCAUGCCACAGUUUGGCAACACUUCGGUUUCCUCUAAAGGACUUAUGGAUUAUCAUGAGUGUGCUGUGUGCAAGAUAAGCUUCAACAAGGUUGAGGACUAUCUCAAGCACAAACAGAACUUCUGCCCAGGUACUAUUUUGCAAAACACUUCCGCUGAGAACAAAAGCAUCAAAAAGGAAGGCCCUAGAAAUACUAGCACCCUUUUAGAGAGUGCCCUCUUUGAGCUCCCAGCUCUGCAUGGAAAGAUGGAGCAUGCUACUUCUGACAUCCAAGCUUCCAGUGAGGCACAACCAGUCCCGAUAAAAGAUGAUGUGAGGAGUGUGUUUCAGCCCUCUGGUGGUUACCUAAGUCCUGCUAAGAAAAUGAGACCCGAUGAACAAAUCUGGCCUUACUAUGAAAUCAAAGCCACUGAUUACGCUACGGGGAUGCUGGUCUCACAAAGCGAACGGAGGCAGAGUCCAAACGAGGGCAGUGAGGGGGAAAAAGACCAGCCGAUGCCCGACGGUAGCCAUCUUAGCGCAGAUGACCCCGAGAAGUCAUCGUCCUUAAAGGACAACCCUGACCUUGAGGACAAGAUGGAAGAUGCUGGAAAUAAACAUCAUGGUUCCCCUACACCGGAGAGCCAUGCAGACAGUCCCGUCGACUGCAAGGAAAGCACAAUGCUGGCGCCAUCUUUAAAGACUGAGGAAGUCUCGACGAGCUUCAAAAGAGCGCUAAAUGGGUCCAUUGCCACCGCAAGCAACGUAAAAUACUGCCGUCCAUGUGACAUCCAGUUCAACAACCUCUCAAACUUUAUAACACACAAGAAGUUCUACUGCUCGUCACACACAGCAGAGCACGUAAAAUAAUGGACCCACAAAAGUCAGAGCUGUUACCAAGAUCACAUCUUGAAUUCACAUUAUAAAGGCGGGCCCAAGCCCCUAAACAUGUAAAGACACGGGGACAACUUACCAAGUUGUCCCCCUUGAUGAUGUCCCCGCUGUUUUGAAUUGUACAAUGGACACUUUUGUUUUCGCUGAUUAAAAGUGACCAUUUGCCCCCUCUUCUGUAAAGUGGACAUAUUCAAUUUUCACCAGUUUCUCCCCUUGUGGUCAGUGACGUAAGACAUUUUUACAAUUCCAUGCUGGCGUACUCAGCAGCAGGAGGACAAUCAAAUCAGGAGAUUUAUCCUACGGUCAUUUAUUAGAACAUUUUAAAAUAUUUGUUGGGAAUACUGUGUGUUGAUAGUUUUUUGUGUUUUUAUGUAUUUAUUUAUUUAAUAAUAGUUGCCGCUCUGAAAAGAAAAUGCAGGUCUGAGAUGAAAAACAGAUUUGUUGAAAGUUCUCUUGAAUGUUUCUUUUACAAUUACAGAAAGAAGCCACGUGAAUGGUAGAAAUUAUGAAUAAAAACCUACAGAUAGCGGAGUAACCUCUGGCUGACAAAUGUGUCAACAUUAAAUAUGGCAAUCAAGUUUUAUGAAUUAAUAAUUGUCAAUACAUGUAGAGUCUAGUUUGUCAUUGAUGUUUCUUUAUGCUUCCAUAUGUUUUUCUUGUCAAUGCAGAACUCUUCUUAAAAAGUGACCUGUACGUGUGUUUGUUGAUUCAUUAUCUCUUUUUAAAUAUUUGGCUUCUAAUGCAAUACUUUUUAAAAGAUGAAACAUUAUUUAAAGCAGUAUUACGAAAGGGUAACUUUUUUACUUGGACCCCCAGAAAUUGAAGUCUUGCUGGAGAAGGGUUUACACUUGGUAUGGAUGACUCGUUGUAAUCUUUCCUACAGAAAAAAAAACAAAAUAAUCUGCUCAAAAAAAAAAAAGAAAAAAAAAAGUCAAAAAUGUGUUGCUAUGCAUGUACCUGUAUGGAAUGAAAUUCCAGAAAUGUGGGAAAUGUUAUUUUAUGUGACAUAAAAAUUAAAAUUCUUAUCUCAGGACAACAGUGUCAUUGAA
Messenger RNA from Puntigrus tetrazona (Sumatra barb), 4578 nucleotides. It is a transcript of the gene zfpm2b, whose product is annotated as zinc finger protein, FOG family member 2b. The transcript is spliced from 8 exons. The record is from RefSeq and is a predicted model, not a curated record. Lineage: Eukaryota; Metazoa; Chordata; Actinopteri; Cypriniformes; Cyprinidae. Gene Ontology annotation, biological process: negative regulation of transcription by RNA polymerase II; positive regulation of transcription by RNA polymerase II; cell differentiation. Gene Ontology annotation, cellular component: nucleus. Gene Ontology annotation, molecular function: RNA polymerase II-specific DNA-binding transcription factor binding. Bases 254 to 3505 code for a protein of 1083 amino acids.